Messenger RNA from Aspergillus mulundensis, 1734 nucleotides. RefSeq names its product putative MFS siderophore iron transporter (gene mirD). The transcript is spliced from 3 exons. The record is from RefSeq and is a predicted model, not a curated record. Gene Ontology annotation, molecular function: transmembrane transporter activity. Gene Ontology annotation, biological process: transmembrane transport. Lineage: Eukaryota; Fungi; Ascomycota; Eurotiomycetes; Eurotiales; Aspergillaceae. The coding region runs from base 1 to 1734 and encodes 577 amino acids.
AUGUCGGCGCUACAAAGAACGCGGUCUUCGAGUACUGAGGACACCCCACUACUAGGGGGUAUUCCGGGGUCAGAGAUAGCACACGAGCUUCCGACAGAUGAUCCAGAGGCAGCUCAGGAUGGAGUGAAACAGGCCGAGGCCAUUACCAUGGUCUGGUCGAAGAAAUCAUUAGUGACGGCAUACGUUCUAAUGUUUCUCCUGUACUUCGUGAAUGCCUUCCAAUCCUCCAUCACCAGCAAUCUCUCGGCCUUCGUGACCAGCGGCUUUGAAUCGCAUUCCCUAAUCCCCGUCAUCUACAUCGUGUCCAGCGUCAUGUCCUCGGCAACCUAUAUGCCUCUCGCAAAGAUACUGAACGUUUGGGAUCGAUCAAUUGGAUUCUUGAUCAUGGUAGCAUUCGCGACUCUAGGGUUGGUCCUAUCCGCGACAUGCACCGAUAUCACGACGUACUGCAUCUCACAAGUGUUUUACACUAUCGGCUUUUCGGGUAUGAUCUUCAGUAUCGAUGUCAUUACAGCCGAUACGUCGUCGCUACGUGACCGAGGCCUUGCCUACGCGUUUACCUCGUCGCCCUAUAUCAUCACUGCGUUUGCAGGUUCAGCCGCGUCCGAGCGCUUCUAUGCUUAUAACUGGCGAUGGGCGUACGGAAGCUUCGCUAUAAUCCUACCCAUCAUUGCCUUGCCAAUGUUUGGUCUACUGCAGUAUAACAGAUACAAGGCAAAGCGCAAGGGUCUUUUGCCGAGGAAAGAGCGCAGCGGCAGGACAUUUGCCCAGAGCAUCGUCUUUUACGUGAUUGAGCUGGACCUCCUGGGUGUCUUCCUCCUAGCAACAGGUCUAGUACUAUUCCUCCUGCCAUUUACCAUUGCCGGAUCAACAGCGGGCGAAUGGCAAUCCGACUAUAUAACCACGAUGCUUAUUACUGGCAUCGCCUGCCUCGUCGCCUUUGUGCUGGCAGAGCGCUUCAUCGCUCCGGUUCCCUUCCUCCCCUGGGAAUUGCUGGCAUCCAGAACAGUACUCGGAGCGUGUCUCCUAGGAACCUCCUACCAAAUUGCGUACUACUGCUGGAACGAGUACUACACUUCUUACUUGCAAGUGGUCUAUGGAACUUCCAUUUCAACUGCAGGGUACAUCAGCAGCAUCUUCAACGUCAUCUCCGGCAUCUGGCUCUUGGCCGUGGGGUUCCUCAUCAAAAAGACCUCCCGGUUCCGAUGGCUGCUAUUCUGGGCCGUGCCUCUCUAUAUGGUCGGCGUCAGCCUGAUGAUCUACUUCCGCAAACCCGGCUGGUCCGUGGGUUAUCUGAUCCUAUGUCAGGUUCUUAUUGCAUUCGGCGGAAGUACAAUGAUUUGUUGCCAGCAGGUUGCAGUUUCAGCCGCGUCUGAUCAUAACAACAUCGCCUCGGCCCUUGCAUUCCUCGGUGUCUUUGGUUCUAUGGGCGGCGCCGUUGGGAGCAGCAUCUCCGGCGCUAUCUGGACCAACACUCUACCUGAGGCGCUGAAGAGGCUGCUUCCCGAGUCUGCGAAGGCAGACUGGAGAGUUAUCUAUGAGUCACUUGAGAUUCAAUUGAGCUACCCCGUUGGCUCACCAGUCAGAAAUGCCAUUGCUUAUGCGUACGCCGAGACGCAGACGAAGAUGCUGAUUGCGGGUACAGGGAUCAUGGCACUCUCGCUGGUCUGGAUGUUCCUAAUUAAAGACAUCAGGCUCAGCAAAGAUGCUCAGAGUAAGGGGGUUGUGUUUUAG